This is a messenger RNA of Miniopterus natalensis, 288 nucleotides long. RefSeq names its product secretoglobin family 1C member 1 (gene SCGB1C1). Lineage: Eukaryota; Metazoa; Chordata; Mammalia; Chiroptera; Miniopteridae. The record is from RefSeq and is a predicted model, not a curated record.
AUGAAGGGGAGCAGCACCUUCCUGCUGGUGGCUGUCACCUUGCUCUGUACCUGCGGGCUGGCCGCAGAGGAGGACAGCAAUGAGUUUUUCUUGGACUUCCUACAAACGCUGCUGGUGGGGUCCCCAGAGGAGCUCUAUGAGGGGCCCCUGGGCAAGUACAACGUCAAUGCAGAUGCCAGGACAGCGCUGACUAAGCUCAAGUCCUGCAUAGAUGACCUGCAGCCCAUGCACAAGGGGGAGCUGGUCAAGCUGCUGGUGCAAGUGCUGAGCAGUAAGGACAGCGCCUAG